Molecule: messenger RNA, 336 nt
Organism: Aureobasidium vineae
Lineage: Eukaryota; Fungi; Ascomycota; Dothideomycetes; Dothideales; Saccotheciaceae
Source: the annotation of a GenBank genome assembly
AUGUCCAACUACACCUCCCGUCAAUCCCUGGCCCCCACCUCCUCGCGCAACCACAGCUCCCACGGCAGCAACCCCUCCAUCAACCAAACCACUCGGCUAUCUACACUUCCCAUCCAGGCCUCCAAGCAGCGUCAACUGUCGCAUUUGAACUCUCAGCUCGCACAACUCACAGCACACAUGGCCGAUCUCGAAAAUCUGUUGCGCAUGACGGCAGUCCAGGCAGAGGGAAUGCGAGGCUUGGGCGGCUAUGCUGGUGGCAUGUUUAUGGCUGCUAGUAAAGUGUUGGGUGAAGAGGCUGUCAAGAAUGAAGCCAAGGAUGAGAGGCAGGGGAGAUGA